UUUGUAUCCAUAAUAGAACACAUUUGGAGCAAAAUGAAAAUAUUCUUAGAAAGAAUCGAGAAUAUUUUAAUUAAAUAAAUGAAUUAAUAACAUUUAUUAUCAAGUUUAUAAUUUAAAAAAAAAAAUUGUAUUUUUAUUCUCAUUAUGAAUGGCUCAGAGGGUCAAGUACAUGCAGAGUUACCUUGUGGUGCUCCUCCAAUUAUUCCAGACAUUCGAGAUGAUUUACGGUCAUAUAUUUUGUGUCCAGAAAAACUGCCUAUACACCAGGUUGAAAAUAAUCAGCUUUAUUGGCCUAGACAGUCAGAUAUUUUGGCAUUACUUGAAUGUGACUUAUCUCCUCUUGGAACAACUCUAAAGUUUGAUCGAGACCCCAUAACAGGAAAAUUAACUCAUAUGAGAGAAGAUGUUUUGUAUGGAGUUGGAGAAAAUGCUAAAAAUUCAAUGUCUCUAACUAGAGCACCUGGGCCACCUAUGGAAGGAGUCCAAGGUAAUUCUAGUAACUUACCAUUUUGGCCUGGUGGAUUUAAUGAACCAGAACCAAUUAAAGCAGUUCCAACAUCAGAUAUCGAUUUUGAAAAUAAUUUAAGAACUCUAGCAAAAGGAUUUAGAGCCGGAGUAGAAUUUGCUGCAGAUAAUUUUUCUUUAAAAGAUACUGCAAAAAAUGAUAUUAAAAAUCAGCAAAAAAAGCAACAAAAAAAACAAAAGAAAAACAUAGAGAAGGUGGAUUUAAUGGCAAUGGUCCAUGAUGAGGAUAAUAAAUUAGGCUUAUGGUCUACAACAACUGUUGAAACAAAAGAAUCUAUUAAGAAAUUCGACGAUACUGCUAUUGAUUCUGAUCUAGAAGAUAUUGAUGAUUUAGUAAUCGAUGAUACUACUCCAAUAUUGAAAUUAACAGAAAAGCCUAAAUCGAUGGUUGCUGAAUGGGCUGAACAAUUGGAUGUCUCUGUACCAGUUCGAGAUUUUGAUAAAAAAGUUCCUAAGCCGGCCAUAACAUUUGAUUAUGAAUUAGAUACUUUCCAAAAACAAGCGAUUAUCAAAUUAGAAGAAGGUUGUAAUGUUUUUGUAGCGGCACACACAUCAGCUGGAAAAACGACAGUUGCAGAAUAUGCAAUAGCCUUAAGUCAAAGACACAUGACUCGAGUAAUUUAUACUUCUCCAAUAAAAGCUUUGUCAAAUCAAAAAUAUCGAGAUUUUAAGAGAAAUAAACACUUUGAAAGUAUCGGUUUAGUAACCGGUGAUAUUCAAAUUAACCAAACUGCCAAUUGUUUAAUAAUGACUACUGAAAUUCUUCAAACUAUGCUUUAUAACGCUUCCGAAGUGAUACGUGAUUUGGAGUAUGUAAUAUUCGAUGAAGUUCACUACAUAAAUAACGAAGAUCGAGGACAUGUAUGGGAAGAAAUAGUUAUUCUUCUUCCUCAACACGUAAACAUUGUUAUGUUAUCAGCUACUGUUCCCAAUCCUCUUAUUUUUGCUAACUGGGUUGGCAAUAUAAAGAAAAGAAAGAUGUAUGUAAUUAGUACAUUAAAGCGACCGAUUCCAUUGAAACAUUAUUUAUAUAUUGGUACAGAUGGUAAAACCAGAAAUGAUAGAUAUUUAGUUCUUGAUGGUGAUGGAAAUUUUCAUUUGGAUAAUUGGUAUAAGACGAAAACCCUUCAAGAUUCUCGAAGCAAAAAUUCUAAAAAUGAUAAUCGAAAUAGAGCUCAAUUUACUCUAAAACAGGCAAAAACAAUGUGGGAAGCAUUUAUUGCUCAUUUAAAAGAACAACAACUCUUACCCGUUGUAAUUUUUACACUAUCAAAGAAUCGAUGUGAUCAGAAUGCUGAUUUUCUAACAUCUGUUUGUCUUACUAACGAAACAGAAAAAAGCCACGUACGGACGUUCUUCAAAAAAUGUAUUAAAAGAUUAAACGAAUCUGAUAGACAUUUACCUCAAAUCAUUCGAAUGAGAGGUCUUUUAGAACGAGGUAUUGGAGUUCAUCAUAGUGGCAUUUUACCAAUUUUAAAAGAAAUCAUUGAAUUACUUUUCCAGAAUGGUGUUGUAAAAUUACUAUUUGCUACUGAGACAUUUGCCAUGGGAAUAAACAUGCCAGCGAGAACAGUAGUAUUUGACUCUGUUCGAAAAUAUGAUGGAAAACAAUUUCGCGGACUUUUACCUACUGAGUAUAUUCAGAUGGCUGGCCGUGCAGGUCGUCGAGGUCAUGAUAAAUCAGGAACAGUGAUACUUAUGUGUAAAAAUGAAGUUCCAUCAAUUGUAUCAUUAAAAGCAAUGAUGUGUGGAGAACCACAUGCUCUGCAGUCACAAUUUAAAAUCACUUACUCUAUGGUAUUGAAUUUAAGAAGAGUAAGUGAGUCUGUGACUAUUGAAGAUAUGAUGCGAAGAUCAUUCAAAGAAUUGUCUCUGACUACAGAGAAAGAUAAACGACAAUCGGAAUUGGCAAAAAUUGAGGAAACUUUGGCUAAACUCCCACCUCCAACUGAUUUUCAGAAAAAAUUAGCUGAUUACUAUAGUCUAGCGAUUGACUAUUUACAAGAAUGGAAAAUUGCGAGUUCUCAAUUACUAUCAACGAAACAGGCAACGAAAGUAUUGCUUCCUGGGAGAGUACUAUUGAUUUCCUAUCGUCAUCACUAUAACAAAUUAGCGGUUCUUUUAUCAAAAUAUCUAAAAGAUAAAGUCAAUGAAUACACUGUUUUGGUUUUAGCCAAUGCUGAUGAAGUAAAUAAAAAAGAUGAUAAAUUAGAUAUUUGGCACAGUAUUAUUGCUCUCACAAAGAAGACUAUCUUUGUGCCAACGGGUAUUCCCUUUUACGACUUUCUUUCAAUAAGAGAUGAACAUAUCAAUGAAAUCACUAGUAUUGUACUACAAACAAACUGUGAUGCAGUUUAUAGAGAUUAUUUAAAACGAAAAAUUCCCAGAUUUCAAAAUGAUGCACCCAAUCAAGCUUGUCAAUCAACUAUUCAAGAGCUUAUAGCAUUGUCAAUGAUGGCUUUGAGUAAUCCUAAAGUAGUUCAACCAUAUAUUGUGAUAUCAGUUUCUAAUCCAGAAUUGCUAACUAGAUUAAAAUAUAUUGAUAAACUUCAAGUGCAGAUGGCUUACAUGAAACUUUCAGAAAUACCAAAUUUUGAAUCGCAUUUUAAACAAGUUUUUGAACGUAAUGAACUCGAACGCCGUCGUCGAGAUUUACAAUUUCAACUCAGUGAUGAGAGUAUGAUACUUUAUCCAGAAUAUGUUAGUCGGGUUGAGGUUUUAAAACGACUAAAAUAUAUAGAUACAGAUGAAAGAAUAACUUUAAAAGGUCGAGUUGCAUUAGACAUGGGCACUCAUGAGCUAUUGAUAACAGAACUUGUCUACAGAAAUAUUCUAACUAAUUUACAACCUGCUGAAAUAGCUGCAGUUUUAUCUGCUCUAGUCUUUCAACACAAAACAGAUGUAGUGGAUAUAAAACUGCCAGUUUUAAAAGAAAUAUGUAAAGUAAUAACAGAAGUAAGGGAUGAAAUAGAAGCACUGGAAUUACAAUAUAAUUUGGAGCCCGUCGAGCCGUUGAAUUUUGGUUUAGUGGAGGUUGUUUAUGAAUGGGCUCGAGCAGAAACUUUCGCUAAAAUCAUGGAACUUACAGAUGUACAAGAAGGAAUCAUUGUUCGAUGUAUACAACAAUUAAAUGAUACUCUAAAAGAUGUCAAAAAUGCAGCGAACAGAAUUGGAGAAACAGUUUUAAAGGAAAAAAUGGAAGAAGCUUCCACUGCUAUUAAACGAGAUAUUGUCUUCACAGCAUCUCUUUACACUCAAGAUUAAACAAAUUUGUAAAUGAAGAAAUAAAUAUUUUUUUUUUACAUUGAA
Molecule: messenger RNA, 3834 nt
Organism: Chelonus insularis
Lineage: Eukaryota; Metazoa; Arthropoda; Insecta; Hymenoptera; Braconidae
Gene: tst
Product: twister
Exons: 5
Coding region: 145-3789 (1214 amino acids)
Biological process (GO): nuclear-transcribed mRNA catabolic process, 3'-5' exonucleolytic nonsense-mediated decay
Cellular component (GO): Ski complex
Molecular function (GO): RNA helicase activity; ATP binding; RNA binding
Source: RefSeq, a predicted model, not a curated record